AGCGCUCACGAGAGUAAGACGCGCGUACGCUGAUUAAACCGAGUAUUAAAAAAAGUAUCGAUAUUUCUUUCGUUUUUGUUUGUGAAAAUGGCUCCGUCCGCGAAUCAAGUCGUGGGUAUUGAUGAUGACCAACGUUUCGCCUUAAUGAAGUUCCGCAGAAGCGUAAAAGAUGUGAUGAAACCGGAACACAAUGAUCAUUAUCUCUUGCGAUGGCUUCGAGCCCGACAGUGGGACCCGGUGGCUGCUGAAAAAAUGCUUAGAGACUCUCUAAAAUGGCGGGAGAAGUGGGGCAUCGACACGACACUUCAUACUUGGCAAGCCCCAGAAGUAUUAGAAAAGCAUUUCCCUAGCGGCAGCACUGGAUUUGACAAAGAAGGUUCACCAGUAAUCAUCGUUCCAUUCAUGGGGCUGGACGUGUGGGGCCUGCUCCACUCCGUGACGAAGACUGACGUGAUCCGCAUGAUCCUGAGGCACCUGGAGAACUACCUCACGAUCGCCAGGAAGCAAGCUGCGGAACACGGUCCUGCUGCCCUGAAGGUCACAGUAAUAUUCGACUUGGAGGGCUUCAACAUAAAGCAGUACGCGUGGAAGCCGGCCGCCGAGAUGGUGUUCACCUUGCUGCAGCUGUAUGAAGCUAACUACCCGGAGAUCUUGAAGAUCUGCUAUAUUAUUAAUGCGCCAAAAGUAUUCUCUCUAGCAUUCUCGGUGAUCAAGAAGUUUAUGCACGAGUACACGAUAUCCAAGAUCAAGAUCUACAGUUCUGACGCCAAGAAGUGGCAGCCGCAGGUCCUCAGUAUGGUGGACAAGGAGCAGCUGCCCCAGCACUAUGGCGGGACCAUGGUGGAUGAGAAUGGAGACCCGAGAUGCGGGCUUAUUGUGAAGCCAGGCGGUAAAGUUCCUAAGAGCUACUACAAUAGUAAUCCCACGGAUGAGACUGACAAGGACUACAGGCGAGUCACCAUCAAGACUGGAGAGAAGCACGUCGUCGACCUACUGUGUAUGGACAACGACAGUGUUUUGAAAUGGGAAUGUGGAGUAGACCAGCACGAUAUUAAGUUCAUUAUAAAGCGUCGUGACGAGGAAGGUAACGAGACCAUCGUGCACGGCCCCCGGAAGAUCACCGAGGGUCCAACUGACGUCGGGAUCCUAGAAGCUUCUGGACCUGCCACAUAUUCAAUUAUAUUCGACAACAAGAGCGCGUUCCUUCGCAGCAAGAAGGUGUAUUACCACGUUAUUAUAACGGUCCCCACAAGGGACCUCAACAUAAGUGAUGAACCGACUUGA
Messenger RNA from Trichoplusia ni (cabbage looper), 1284 nucleotides. Its product is annotated as SEC14-like protein 2. The transcript has 10 exons. The record is from RefSeq and is a predicted model, not a curated record. The coding region runs from base 88 to 1284 and encodes 398 amino acids. Gene Ontology annotation, cellular component: cytoplasm. Lineage: Eukaryota; Metazoa; Arthropoda; Insecta; Lepidoptera; Noctuidae.